CCAAAAUCGUCGUCCUUUUCCAAUCUCGAGUUUUCUGCUUUUCUUCUCUCUUUGCGUUAUUGCCAAGGCUUCAAGAGUUUGUGCAAUCUUUGAAUCAAUAUCAGGAAUGGAAACCCCCUCAUCGACAAGAAGAGUCACCAGAUCUCAAGCCCUGGCUGCUCUCAGCAAUAAUUCUAACAGCACCAGCCACAUCAACAACAUCCCGGUUUCGAGAAAGACGGAAGAUUCUGAGAAGACACUGUCAAAAUCAAGGCAAAGAAAUGGGAAGCAGCAAGACCGAUCGGUCCUCGUCGACAUAACGAAUGAUUCUCCAAUUGUGGGGCUUGCGGGCGGCAAUCUCAAGACGCCAUCUUCUUCCGUGGCGAAGCAGAAGGUCAAGAAGACACCGGGGUCCGGAGAGGCUCUGCUCAGGGGUCAGGUCAAGACCCUCUUGCAGAAGGUGGAAGAAGAAGCCGUGCUCUCGAGAAUAUCGCUGGAAAGCCGUCCCUUUCUUCAACUCGUGAACUCUCCCGCUGGAAUAACUGCCCCAACUCCCGCUAAUACCCCCCAAAUCUCCAAUCUUUCAGGAGAGGCUUCAAUCACACCUCAGGCUAUCGAAGAACAUUCGGUUUCUCAGGUGGUGAAUCAAGGGAGCCCUGACUCUGAAAAGAACCAGAUAACCAGGUCGCUGCUUAUGGACUUUUCAGAAAAAUCUGAAAUUUCUGAUCUAUCAGAGUGCUCCUCUGAGCUGACAUAUCAGGAAGCAGUGGAAGGUAAAGACAAGCACGCCACCGAAGAUGAUGAUGCAUCUAUCUGGUCAAUACAGGUCAAUGCAAGUACGCACGACGAGGACGAGGACGAAAUAGCUGAAGAAGAGGAGGAAGAGUAUUAUGAUGAGAAUGAAGAAGAGGAAGAUGAAGGAUACGAAGACGGAGGAUUCGUUGAUGAACUGUGUGAAGGGUUGAACAAGAUUAAGGUGAACGAAAGGGCAGCUCCCGAGUUCGAGGGAAAGCACACGAGGUUUGUUUACGACAGUGAUGAUGAGCUCGUGGGUGAAGAAGAAGUAGAACAAGAAAAGGAAGCAGCAUCGGAUAGCGUGCUUCGCCUGAAGGGCUUGCCAACCCCAAAAGGAAAGCACCUGCGCUUUCAAGAGGACGAAGCAGGACCGGAAGACAAAGCGGAUCUCGCUUUGUGAUCCAUGUACUGAGGUUGUAAUUCGUUGUCUUUCUUCUUGUGUGACCCGAGCUUUUGUCUCUGGAAUUUACUUUUUUUUUUUUUUUUGUCUUUAAUUCUUGGGAGCCUCCCAAGUUCUGAUAGGGACCACAAAUUGCGUGGUCCGAAUAUUCCAAUAAUUGAAAUUUUUUUUAGUUAUUGUAUUCCA
Molecule: messenger RNA, 1360 nt
Organism: Prosopis cineraria
Lineage: Eukaryota; Viridiplantae; Streptophyta; Magnoliopsida; Fabales; Fabaceae
Exons: 3
Coding region: 107-1174 (355 amino acids)
Source: RefSeq, a predicted model, not a curated record